Molecule: messenger RNA, 845 nt
Organism: Drosophila hydei
Lineage: Eukaryota; Metazoa; Arthropoda; Insecta; Diptera; Drosophilidae
Gene: Prosalpha2
Product: proteasome subunit alpha type-2
Exons: 5
Coding region: 93-797 (234 amino acids)
Biological process (GO): ubiquitin-dependent protein catabolic process
Cellular component (GO): proteasome core complex; proteasome core complex, alpha-subunit complex
Source: RefSeq, a predicted model, not a curated record
AGCUCUAGUUUCUGCUUGUCAUCUUGUCAUUUUGAGGAGAAUUGUCGGCAUUUAUUUAAAAAUUAUUGUACCACAAAUUUCAGCCAACCAUAAUGGCUACUGAACGUUACAGUUUUUCCCUGACAACAUUUAGUCCUUCUGGAAAACUUGUCCAACUGGAAUAUGCCUUGGCAGCUGUAUCCGGAGGCGCACCAUCUGUUGGCAUAAUGGCUUCCAAUGGCGUCGUCAUUGCAACAGAAAAUAAGUACAAAUCGCCGCUUUAUGAAGAACAUAGUGUGCACCGCGUGGAAAUGAUAAACAAGCAUAUUGGAAUGGUCUAUUCUGGAAUGGGUCCUGAUUAUCGUUUACUGGUAAAACAAGCACGCAAAAUCGCCCAAUCCUACUAUCUGACCUACAAGGAACCCAUACCGGUGGCACAACUAGUGCAACGUGUAGCAACGUUAAUGCAGGAAUACACUCAAUCUGGUGGCGUGCGCCCAUUUGGUGUGUCACUAUUGAUUUGCGGUUGGGAUAAUGAACGUCCAUAUCUUUAUCAAUCGGAUCCCUCUGGUGCAUAUUUUGCCUGGAAGGCAACUGCCAUGGGCAAAAAUGCUGUUAAUGGCAAAACAUUUUUGGAGAAGCGUUAUAGCGAAGACCUUGAGCUCGAAGACGCUGUGCACACUGCCAUUCUGACCCUAAAGGAAGGGUUUGAGGGAAAAAUGACUUCAGAUAAUAUUGAAGUUGGAAUCUGCGAUCAAAACGGGUUUAAGCGUUUGGACCCCGCAACAAUUAAGGACUAUCUAGCCAACAUCCCUUAAAUUAAAACUCAACUUCGAAGUAACCCAAGCUAAGCUUAUAAUAAAUAA